Dipodomys spectabilis (banner-tailed kangaroo rat) is the source of this 708-nucleotide messenger RNA. RefSeq names its product ataxin 7 like 3B (gene Atxn7l3b). Gene Ontology annotation, biological process: regulation of gene expression. NCBI's taxonomy places the organism in Eukaryota, Metazoa, Chordata, Mammalia, Rodentia, Heteromyidae. The record is from RefSeq and is a predicted model, not a curated record. The transcript has a single exon. The coding region runs from base 320 to 613 and encodes 97 amino acids.
GCGGAAGGAGCCGGGUGGAGCGUCUGGGUGGAGGCGCUGAGACCCCUUGGUCGGUGAGUCGCAGCUCCCAAACCCAUUGCCGGUGGACUCCGACACGAACCGCACGGUGCGGGGCUCCGGAUCCGUGGCUGUGGCGGCUGCUGCUGUCGCCGAGGACUCGCCCGACCCCCGGUCUCCGCCGACGCCGCUGCGGGAAGACGCGGCCUGGAGAGGCCUCGUAGGCCUAGGUGCGGCCCAGCAAGCCUGACGCGUGGCUGCCGUGAGUAAAAUAAAUAAAUAAUAGAGCGAGCGCCCUCACCACAGUCGUUGACCAGUUAAAAUGGAGGAGAUUUCCCUGGCCAACCUGGAUACUAACAAGCUGGAGGCCAUCGCGCAGGAAAUAUACGUAGACCUGAUAGAGGAUUCUUGUUUGGGAUUCUGCUUUGAGGUGCACCGGGCAGUCAAGUGCGGCUACUUCUACCUGGAGUUCGCAGACACGGGUAGCGUGAAGGAUUUUGGCAUUCAGCCAGUGGAAGACAAAGGAGCACGCCGCCUCCCGCUUUGCUCCCUUCCCGGAGAACCUGGCAGUGGGCCCGAUCAGCAGCUGCAGCGCUCACCUCCAGAAUUCCAGUAACCGCCGCAGGAGAGAGGGGCGGAAAAAAAAAAAAAAAAUGACCAGGACAAUAAUCUAGACUGGUCCCUUGACUUGGAAGAGUAAGCUUAAGUAGG